Molecule: messenger RNA, 2040 nt
Organism: Aspergillus calidoustus
Lineage: Eukaryota; Fungi; Ascomycota; Eurotiomycetes; Eurotiales; Aspergillaceae
Source: the annotation of a GenBank genome assembly
AUGUUCUCGAUAGCUGCCAUCUCGGUGGGCUCCAAUAUAUUUUUUAUUUUGGCCCUGCUCACCAUUUCCGUGCUUGUGCUGCUCGUCCUCCGACGCUUUCUUACACUGCGAGCUACCCCGGCAUAUUUGUCCAUUCCUGUUUUCCUGGCACUCGCUCUCCCCGCCAGUGUAGUCCUUCUAGUUCCGAUUGACCUAGCCUCCAGCUCGCGUGAUGGCGGCGGUCCCAGAGCAAUUUGGCUUCCUGAACGCCUCCUCCUGGUGUCCUGGCGCAUCGCCUACUGGCUGAUCUUUGUCCUCACAUGGGCUAUCCUACCCUUACUUGGUGAAUAUAUCGACUCCGGAUAUCGCGAUGCUAGAAGCCGCAUCCAAUAUUCCGUCCGUUCCAAUGCGCGGUACCAGAUGAUUGUGCUCGGCUGUGCGACAGUCGGGCUGAUCUAUAUUUCCAUCCAAAAUGGGUUCGAGUUCUCCACCAUCAAAGCUCUUGUCAUGGCUCUCGCAUAUGUCUGGGGUCUCGUCCUUGCGAUUUACCUAAUGGGCCACGGGCUGGUCUCGAUCCCGCGUACCUUGUUCCGCAAUGCCAGUGCGAGUGGCAGGCUAAGGAGGCUUCAGGCACACGCGCCACUGCUGCAUGACCGCCUGAUGGACGCCAUCAACGAUCUGGAGAGCCUCGAGGCUCAGGUAGCACAGCUACAGCAUCGCAAAACAGGUACCGCACGCGAUUUCCAGGACUGGAUAGAAGAACUUGCCGAGACUUCGACUCCACCAGAGCUUCGGACUGGACUUCUUGAGCCCUCCAGCAUUUCUGGCACUAUUCCAGCUGUAAUCACUGAACGCUACCUAGCAGAUCUGACAAGACGCCUUCAACGAGCGAGGCACCGGAAGGCCCGCUUCGUGGAUGAGUGGGAUCGGUUAAUCCUGACUGCUGCCGAUCUUCAAGCGAUCAUGAACUCAUCCGCAUCGAAAAAGCUCGAGUUUGGUCAUUACUCCCAGCGAUCGACCUCCCCGCUCCCAAAGAUUCUUACUCCUUACAUGCGCUAUCAAUUGUAUGUGAAUUUUUAUCCAAACUUACGUCUGGUUCUCGGGGCGCUCUUUGCGGCUGCUUCUAUUUGUGUUGUCUGGUCCGAGUUGAUCAAAUCCAUUGCGCCUCGGCUAUCGGUGGUAGCACUGUCUAUCGUUUCAUACCAUGAUGGCGUUACGCCCAUUGGGUUUGGGAGGCAAGUCAUUGCCUCCAUGUGGCUGUUGUAUAUGUGCUCUGCUGCAUUGGUUGGUGUCAAUGAUGCCAAGGUCUGGGGCAAUCGAGCACUAGUCCGUCGCAAUACGUAUGGGGAAAGCGCAUGCUGGUAUGCGGGCCUAGUUGCGAGGCUUACCGUACCCAUCGCAUACAACUUUCUGACAUUCCUGCCGAAGGAUGUGCAGAAAAGUACUACAUUCUACCGAUUCCUUGGCCAAUGGAUCGUCCUCACCCCACUCGGUCAGGGAUUUGAUUACUUAUUUCCAGUAUUCAUUUUGAUCCCCAUUGGGGCCACCCUUUUCAACCUCUACGGUCGUGUAAAAAACAUCUGCGGGUUUGGUCUUUUGGAAGAAGACGAUGAGGACCUUGAAAAUAACCCUAGUGGUUACGGAAUCGGUGGUUGGCGAGAAGGUCGAGAGCUGAUUGAGCGAGAGCUCAACGGCCUUGGCUCGCUGGGACUUUCUGCGCGCAAUGCGCGGUCAUCUCGACAGCCGACGAAUGUUGACGGAGAUACGCAAGCAUUCUCAACCUCACGCACGCCCUUGGUCGAGGCCACACGGCCGUCGCGGUCUACACGGGGUGCUGUUGCCACCUCUUCGUCUGUAGAAGAGGAUGAGGAGGAUAGCUUUUUUCAGUCCUUUGCGCACCGUGUGAGGAAUACAAUCGAGACGGCCAGCCGGCCACAGUGGCUUCAAGGCGAUCCGUUCCAACUGCCCCGGUGGAUGAGCAACGAUGGCAGCAGCGACGGAAACAGCGGCCUCGGGCGAUGGUUCGGCGGCCGUCCUGCCAAUGGCAGAGUACAAAUAUGA